UUUGGCAUUGAGUGUGAAACAGGCUAAUAAAUGUGAGUGGUUCACCGUCGCAACUUCCAAUGUGCGAGCACUUACUCGUCUCACUGUCUUGCUAUAUUUGGGUGAGAACACAGAGGAUAGUGGAGUUCAACGAGAUGGAGCAAAUAAAGCACAGAAUAGUUGAAGUGAAUGGCAUAAAAAUGCAUGUUGCAGAGAAAGGAGAGGGUCCAGUGGUGUUGUUCCUCCACGGCUUCCCUGAGCUCUGGUACUCAUGGCGCCACCAGAUUCUCUCUCUCAGCUCCCUCGGCUACCGCGCCGUCGCUCCCGAUCUCCGUGGCUACGGUGACACCGAGGCACCACCUUCAAUCAGCAGCUACAACUGCUUCCACAUAGUGGGUGAUCUCGUUGCGCUUAUUGACUCUCUGGGUGUCCAACAAGUGUUCCUUGUGGCUCAUGACUGGGGAGCCAUCAUAGGUUGGUAUCUCUGCAUGUUUCGCCCUGACAAAGUUAAGGCCUAUGUCUGCCUCAGUGUCCCUUUCUGGCCCAGAAACCCCAAAGUGAAGCCCGUUGAUGCCAUGCGGGCCAUAUAUGGAGAUGACUACUACAUCUGCAGAUUCCAGGAGCCAGGCAAGGCAGAAGGUGAGUUAGCCAAAAAUAGCACUGAACAGGUAAUAAAAAACGUAUUCAUAAGUCGCAAACCUGGGCCACCAAUUUUGGAGAAGGAAGGAAUGGGUUUCAAUCCCAAUACUUCAAUGCCCCUUCCCACUUGGCUCUCACAAGAAGACCUCACGUACUAUGCUUCUAAAUUUGAAAAGACAGGCUUCACUGGAGGACUCAACUACUAUAGAAAUUUCAACUUAAAUUGGGAGCUCACAGCACCAUGGACUGGAGCACAAGUCAAAGUACCAGUGAAGUUCAUUACAGGUGAUUUGGAUCUAGUAUACACUUCACUGGGGACGAAGAACUAUAUUGAGAGCGGUGCUUUCAAGAAAGAUGUACCAAAUUUGGAGGAAGUAGUUGUGCAAGAAGGGGUGGCUCACUUUAACAACCAAGAAGCUGCAGAGGAUGUCAGCAAUCACAUUUAUGAUUUUAUCAAGAAGUUCUGAUCUUAUCAACUUAAUUUGUUAGUUGUCGCUCUGCUCACUUGAGUUAAUUGGUCAAAUAAUUUGCUUGUCAUCUAUGCUACUUCAUGGUGUUUCGUUUGCAGGCUCGUUGGUUUAAGUUAUAUUUGUACUCAUAAUCGAGACAUUAUGGAAAAUAUAUUUCGUUUGGAUGUUGGCACCGUAGACUAUAACUCUUGUUCUCCUGAAGUCACAGAAUUAAUUCAUUUUUGCUUCUGUUGCUUGAA
Messenger RNA from Glycine soja, 1327 nucleotides. Its product is annotated as epoxide hydrolase A-like. The coding region runs from base 60 to 1085 and encodes 341 amino acids. The transcript has 3 exons. Gene Ontology annotation, molecular function: hydrolase activity. The record is from RefSeq and is a predicted model, not a curated record. Lineage: Eukaryota; Viridiplantae; Streptophyta; Magnoliopsida; Fabales; Fabaceae.